AUGGCCGUUUGUGCAGCACCUACAUGUGGUAACGAAACGGAGUCACAGCUCAAAUGCCCUGUUUGUCUUAAGGGCCUGGUGGAGUCAGUUUUUUGCAACCAGACAUGUUUCAGAGCCGGCUGGGCCGUUCACAAAGCCGUCCAUCCAGCCGAGGACGGAAAGGAAUUUGAUCCUUUUCCAAACUUUACUUAUACUGGUCCGUUGAGACCAGCGUACCCAUUGCUGCCUCGGAGACCAGUGCUCAAGGAUAUCAAAAAGCCCGAUUACGCUCAGCAUGGAAAACCAAUCAGCGAGAUGAAAAACGACAGAACAGGCAAAAUCACCAUCUUGCAGGAGCACGAAAUCAACAAAAUGCGCAAGGUGGGCAAGAUCUCGAGGGCUAUUAUUGACAAGGUUGCAUCUCACAUCAAGCCCGGUGUCACUACUGACGAGCUUGACGCCAUUUUGCAUAAGGAGUGUUUGGCCAGGGGAGCAUACCCAUCUCCUCUCAAUUACUACAACUUCCCCAAGUCCGUGUGCACGUCUGUGAACGAAGUCAUUUGUCACGGUAUUCCUGACCAGCGUAAACUUGAAGACGGAGACAUUCUCAACUUGGACGUUACGAUAUACUUGUACGGCUACCACUCGGAUCUUAAUGAAACCUACUAUGUGGGUGACAAAGCCAAGUGCGACCCUGACACCGUCAGAUUGGUGGAAACUACAAGAGAAGCGUUGGACUUGGCAAUUGCCAAGGUUAAGCCAGGUUUGAUUUUCCGUGAGUUGGGAUCGGUGAUUGAGGAGCAUGCUACCAAAAACGGCUGUUCUGUUGUCAGAACCUACUGUGGCCACGGUAUCAACUCGUUGUUCCACUGUCAGCCUAACAUUCCACAUUACGCCAAAAACAAGGCUAUCGGUAUUGCCAAGCCAGGCAUGGUUUUCACCAUUGAGCCCAUGCUUUGCCUUGGCACGCAUAGGGACUUGACCUGGCCCGACGGAUGGACGGCUGCUACCCAGGACGGUAAAUAUUCUGCUCAAUUCGAGCACAUGUUGUUGGUUACAGAAGAUGGAUGCGAGGUUUUGACUGCCAGAAACGACGACUCGCCAGGUGGUGCGGUGAAGAGGAUAUAA
Candidozyma duobushaemuli is the source of this 1107-nucleotide messenger RNA. Its product is annotated as methionine aminopeptidase. The transcript has a single exon. Gene Ontology annotation, molecular function: metalloaminopeptidase activity. Gene Ontology annotation, biological process: proteolysis. Bases 1 to 1107 code for a protein of 368 amino acids. The record is from RefSeq and is a predicted model, not a curated record. Lineage: Eukaryota; Fungi; Ascomycota; Pichiomycetes; Serinales; Metschnikowiaceae.